Molecule: messenger RNA, 318 nt
Organism: Rhizophagus irregularis DAOM 181602=DAOM 197198
Lineage: Eukaryota; Fungi; Glomeromycota; Glomeromycetes; Glomerales; Glomeraceae
Source: RefSeq, a predicted model, not a curated record
AUGGCAAAUUAUCUUAUGAUAACCGGAAUCUUAUUAUUAACUUUAUCCGGAUUGACACUUAUAAAUACAUUUUUAUGUCACCGAAACUUUGGUAAAAAUUUUAUAUUUUACGUCGAGUCAAUGAAAUUUAACCCUAACUUGGACAAGGAGUUUGAAUAUUCAAAUGAUUUGGAUGACGACGACGAUGAUGAUGGGGAGGAGGAGGAGGAGGAGGAGGAGGAGGAAAAAGAUGAAAAGAUUUCUGAAAAAUUAAAACGAUAUUGGAAAUUUAUUAAAAAAACUUUUUAUGAUGUUUUUAUUCCAUUAAUUGAAGAAUAA